Messenger RNA from Lolium rigidum, 1396 nucleotides. Its product is annotated as probable L-ascorbate peroxidase 7, chloroplastic. Lineage: Eukaryota; Viridiplantae; Streptophyta; Magnoliopsida; Poales; Poaceae. Gene Ontology annotation, molecular function: heme binding; peroxidase activity. Gene Ontology annotation, biological process: cellular response to oxidative stress; response to reactive oxygen species; hydrogen peroxide catabolic process. The record is from RefSeq and is a predicted model, not a curated record. The transcript is spliced from 12 exons. Bases 71 to 1108 code for a protein of 345 amino acids.
CUACUUGCUGCAAAGUCCAAAGUCCCAAGGGCCACGGUCGAACCACACUCUCACCAACCCCGCCACCACCAUGGCCGACCGCCUCGCCGCAGCCGCCGCCCUCCGCGCCGCCGCUCCGGCCCGCCCCUCCCCGUCCGCCCGCCGCGCCGGGCCAUCCAACUCCGCCUUCUUCCCCUCCUCGUCCUCGUCCUCCGCGGCUCGCCGCCUCGUCAGCCUCCGCGCAGCGCCUUCCCAGAAGGCCAAGGCGGCGGGGAGGGGGCGGUCGGUGAGGUGCAUGGCGGCGGCGUCGGACGCGGCGCAGCUCAAGGCCGCGCGCCAGGACAUCAGGGAGCUGCUCAAAACAACCCACUGCCACCCCAUCCUGGUUCGUCUGGGAUGGCAUGAUUCUGGCACAUAUGACAGGAAUAUUAAGGAUUGGCCAGAACGAGGUGGAGCUAAUGGAAGUUUAAGAUUUGAUGUUGAAUUGAAGCAUGGAGCCAAUGCCGGUUUGGUAAAUGCUCUAAAGCUUGUGCAACCGAUCAAGGACAAAUAUCCGAGCAUCACUUACGCAGAUUUAUUCCAGUUGGCAAGUGCUACAGCAAUUGAGGAAGCUGGUGGCCCAAAGCUUCCAAUGAAGUAUGGACGUGUUGAUGUCACAGGACCUGAGCAGUGUCCACCAGAGGGGAAGCUUCCUGAUGCUGGCCCCAGUGCACCUGCUGACCACUUGAGGGCUGUAUUCUACAGAAUGGGCCUUGAUGACAAGGAAAUUGUUGCUUUAUCUGGGGCACAUACCCUUGGAAGGUCUAGGCCUGAACGGAGCGGCUGGGGGAAACCUGAAACAAAAUAUACUAAAAAUGGCCCUGGUGCACCUGGUGGGCAAUCGUGGACACCUGAAUGGCUGAAGUUUGAUAACAGUUACUUCAAGGAGAUAAAAGAGAAGAGAGAUCAGGAUCUUCUGGUCUUGCCUACGGAUGCCGCAUUGUUUGAGGACCCAACAUUCAAGGUCUAUGCAGAGCAAUACGCAUCGGACCAAGAGGCAUUCUUCAAAGACUAUGCGGAGGCUCAUGCUAAACUGAGCAGCCUGGGCUCAAAGUUCGAUCCUGCCGAGGGAUUCUCCUUGGACGAUUAGUGAGUGCCGCGCGUGAACCAGAUCCAGCCAAGGGCUCGUCCAAAAGGAUCAAGCCCAUUGUUCCUCCAAUUUCGUAUCACCACACAGGACGAGGCAUUUUCCCAGCUUCUUGUCAUGCUACAAGAUAGAGGUUUUUCUUUCCAGGUUCGGCAAGCCGUUAGAUGUGGGAACUGAGAUCGUGAGUGUAAAAAAUAAUAGUGCAUCUGCUGACAAACAGAUUUGGACCAUGUAUGUGAACCUUCAGAGGGAGCACCCCUGAUUCGAUGAGGAAUCCAUUUUUAUUCCGAA